Messenger RNA from Schistosoma rodhaini, 6797 nucleotides. NCBI's taxonomy places the organism in Eukaryota, Metazoa, Platyhelminthes, Trematoda, Strigeidida, Schistosomatidae. The record is from the annotation of a GenBank genome assembly.
AUGGAUGAUGAUGACCAGUCAAUUUUUCAAAGGGUAUUCUGGUGUAUCUAUCAGAAACGAUGUCAUGAUUCUUCUGGCCAAAAGGAAUCAGAAAUUACAGUGGAUACAGAAAAAAUAGUACCUAUAGACAAAUCUUCUUCUACAGUACAACAAAAUUAUGCUUCAUUAACCAAUGCUGAAAAUUUAGAUAACCUUACCAAUAAUAAAACUUCACUGAUUGGAUUUUUAAAAAUUUGCGGCAUUUCUACUGAUUGUUGCCCAAUACAACUGCAUACAAAAACUCCUGACAAUACUGUUCGGUUGAAUUCACCUAGUAAACAAUAUGGUACAAAUUCAUUGGAUGGUACUGUUGAUUCAAUUCAAGAAUCGAAGAAUUUGGAAGCUGUUGUAAAAAAGUCUCCCGUAUCACUUUCUCCAUCAAUCGCUAAUCGUCGACAUUUGACACCUCCUCCACAUUUACUUACUUCUUCAUUCAUGGCGACAAGUCCACCAGUUGAAACUCAGUUGUAUCAUAUUCAACCUAAAGAAUAUGUAUUUAAUCAAGCAUGUAAACCAAUGCCUAGUUCACUUAUGUUACAGAAUAAUAGUUUGGGCACAUUCACACUUACUCCAACACAACUUUUGCACAGUCCACUGAUAUUAAAUACAUCAGCUGAUGUUUUACAUUCUCAUUGUACACCGUGCGAAUCACAAUCUGCACCUUGUAGUCAAACUUUAAUCACAGCACAACCGCUACCUUUAUUAAACUCACCCUAUAAUCAUGUUACCUGUCUUAAUUCAGAUACAGUUACUCAGGAAUUAAAUCAAUCGUCAUGUACUAACACUACUAGUUGUACUGGUGGUAGUACACAAGUCCCGAAAACCUAUCCAGGCAUUGGAUUCACUGCGAGUCGUCGAGCACGAUCCAAAGGUCUUUUAGAAAGUCGUAGAGGAUCACGUACAUCACUAACAUUAUCUUUAUCUCCGUCAAUUGAUUCCCCUACUCCUAGCUAUUCUGUAGGAUCAGCACAGUUUAGUGUAUUUGGUGGCAGUCUUGAUGAAGACCCAUGCACAGCUGAAGUUUUGUCAGAAGAAAAUGAAUCUGGUAAUAAUAUUGAUUCUGUUAAUAAUAUUAAUAACUCGAACAUUUUACAUAAUAAUAGUAUGAAUAGUACUAAUAGUAGUAAACAAGUAAACUCCCGGUGUAAUUAUUCACAAUCGUUGAAUUCUUUUUCACACACUAAAAUUAUAUCAAAACAAGAACAAAAAAAUUUAACGACGACUAUUUCACCAUUAACAUCUUCGUCUAGUACGUGCAAUAAUGGCAUUGUUAAUGCUCAACACAAUAAUUCAAUUAAUGAUGCUCAAAUUGGAUUAAUUAAUAAAGGACAAUAUUUUGUGAAUAAUCGAUGUAAUUACAUGUGUUUUCAUCAUCAUCAUCACCAUCACCAUCAUCGGCAUCAUUUUCAUCAUUUUGCUAUACAUCAUUGUAAAUUAGACACUGGUUUCCCUUGUUCAUUAGGCAAUUUAACAUGUCAACGUAAUCGGGAUUUAGAACAAUUAAUAAAUGCUAGCCUACCAUUAACGUAUGAUCAAUUGAAAAUUAAACUACGUGAUAAUUCUACAGCAUUAUUUCAAGAGUUUUGGGAUAUUCCUAUGAAUCAUGCAGAUAAAAAAGAAUUGCCUAUACCUGGAAUUUGUCAUAAAAAUCGUUAUCAAUCUAUUCUUCCAAACUUCUCAACUCGUGUUAUAUUACCUGUUAUCAACAAUGAUAUAACUUCCAGCUAUAUUAAUGCAAAUUAUAUUAAAGGUUAUAAAAGUCGUCCAAAUGCAUUUAUUGCUACUCAGGGUGUUAUGCCACACACAAUAAAUGAUUUUUGGCGUAUGGUAUGGUAUUCUCGUGCACCGACCAUCGUUAUGAUUACAAAAUUGGUUGAAAAUAAAGAAGUUAAAUGUGAGUUAUAUUUACCCGAUUCUUCCGGUGAGGAGGAUGUAUUAUCAUUUGUGGAAAGUCAAUCAUUUACUACUAGUCCAUUAUUCAAAAGUGAUCCAUGCACACCUGAUUCUGAUGCUAUGAUCAAUAAUAUUAAUACUACUACUAUUACUACUACUACUACUACUACUACUACUACUAAUAAUAAUAAUAAUAAUAAUAAUAAUAAUAAUCCUUUAUCAUCUGUAACUAUUGUUGCAACAAAUGCUACACAAGUUCCAGAUAUUUCAACUAAUCCAUUAUUACAAAGUUUAUCAUCACCAUUCUUCUCACAAUCUUCAACAUCAUCAUAUCAUUGUGAGCAUUCAAAUGAACAGUUUGAUAUUGAUACAACUAAUAUUAGCUCACCUAUUUCAACUGGUUCUAUUAUUACUACUACUGCACCAAUUGGAGGAGUUCUCCGUAGUGGAAUAGAUACAACAAAACAUUUACACGAUAGUGGCAUAGCUAGUGUAGAUGACCAAUCUUCAAUAACAGAUAAUAGUAAUGUAAUAUUUUAUAACAAUAAGUAUAACAAUAACAUAACUGAUAAUCAAAACAGUGGAAAAUCAUCUAAUGAUCGAGGUAUAAACUUUUAUCAAUCUAUAUCAUUGCCUGGUACAAGCAAAACAUUUGGAAAUAUAAGUGUUAGUGUGUUGUCGUUGGAAAGACAUGAUGGAUAUAUAGUACGCCAUCUGCGAUUAACUUGCGGUACAGAAAAUAGAGAAGUUAUUCAUUUCUGGUAUGUUGCGUGGCCUGAUCAUUCAUCUCCUGAAGCUACCGCUUCUGUACGUAGUUUAAUUGAACUUGUACAGGCUGUCGAAGCUUGUCGUAAAAAUGCUAGUUCAUCGUCAAAAGUAAAAUUAACAGAUAAAUCUGAAACCGAUUUAAAAAAUACUGAUGAAGAUGUAAAUUUUACAUUUUGUAAAAAAUUACCAGAUUCUCAAUGUUUUCAUAAUUCAUCCUAUCGUCCUAAACUAGUUCCAUCUUUACAAAAAAUGGAAUUGGAUCAAUUGGAUCAUGAAGAUGCACCAAUUAUUGUACAUUGCAGUGCAGGUCUUGGACGUACUGGUUGCUUUAUUGCUUUAUGUAUAGGUUGUGAACAACUUGAAAAAGAAGGUAUAGUUGAUGUAUUAAAAAUAGUCAGUCGAAUGAGAUUAGAUCGUGGCGGUAUGGUACAAAGUAAUGAACAAUAUGAAUUUAUUCAUCAUGUUCUAGCUGCUUAUCCAUUAAAUAAAAAAACCGUCGAUGUGAAUCAUUCUCAUUUACCUGUGAUGUAAAACAUAGUAGUAGUUAGCUAAUGGUUUAAUUCAACUACACAAUAAAUGUUGUUUAUCAUUCUUCCUAUAUACUUUCAUUUAAUCAAGACAUAUUAUGCACUAAAUUCCUACUGUGUAAAAACUUAAAUUUCCGUGCAUAUACUUAUCCUUUCAGCAUUUAUUGUUAUUUCAUUAGCUAAAUGUUAGCAAUUAUUCAGAGAUUAGAAUUAUAUAUUUAUAUAACAUAUUACUAACUUGUAAAUAUACCUUAUUGAUAGAACAUUAUCAUUAUCAAAGUGGUACAGUAAGAUUAUUGAUUAAUAUUCUAUAAAACUGCUCUAUUCUACUCGUUAUUUACUGUUAUUGGUAAAAUGAAUGACUUCCAUUCAUCAAUAAUUGACCAUUGACGCUGUGUUUGACUUUAUUCAUUCAACUAUUCGAAUUAAAUUAACCAAUCUUAAAUCAAAUGCAAAAUUCCACCCACUCCCUAUCUGUCUAAAUUUGAUUGGCUAAUAUUUGUAUGAAUAGUAAUUAUCUAUAGUGGUUUAUACUUUUUCUAUAACUAAUACUAAUCCUAUUACUACGUAUUAUUCCUAUAUGAAUAGGAAAGCUAAUAAAUACUCUAACCAAAAGUGCACCCGUUAUACACGUUUUUAUGAAUAAAAUUAACAGGAACUAUCUUACCUUUUGCCUCUCAGUUAUCUUAUAUUCAAUGUAAAUCCAGUCAAUUAUUUUUCAUCUAUGAAUGUGUAUAUAGUAUAUAUUAAUCUAUGAGGUUAUUGUAUACACACUUCGCUCUUCUUUUUUUUUUAAAUUUUACGUCUAUAUUAUUCAAAACGUAACGAAUACAAAAUUGUUAUUAUGUAAAGUUUAUUUAUAAAAUUGUUUGUCUUAUUGUCAAAUCAAGAAAUUGAAAAUUUUCUUGCAAGAUAUCUUAGAUUUUCUGUUUAAGAUUUAGCAAUGAAUGUUGCUUUUAUAUUUUGUGAAUAGAAAUUAUUUCAGAUUUUAUGUAUUACUUAUUAUUUAGAAUAUAUAUAUAUACUGCAGUUGAUCAAUGAAUACUAUGAAUACUAAGCUACUCCAUCAGAUUGGUUAAUAAAACUCAUUUGUAUUUGAUAACUUAGUGUUAUUCUCCAAUGUUUUUGAUAAUUGUUGAUUAUUUAUUCUCCCUUGCUGUUCUUCACUCCUCAUUCAUCAAAAAACAUGUUUUUACCCAUUCUUCCCUUCUCCAUGAUUUAAGUAAACCUACACACUUGGUAUGGUAAUUAAAUAGUUACAUAAAUAUCAGUCGGUGUGUAGAGAUAAUGUAAAAAAAGCCAAGCAAUUUGUAGUAACAAAUAAUUUUUUUCUAACAGAAUUUAUCCAUUCGAUUUUCUUCUUUUCUAUUUACACAAAUCCACAUGAUAUAAUUUGUUGUAUUUCGCUACCAGUUAGUUUAAUUCACAUGUUAAUUGAUCGAUUGAAAUACACAAUAUAUCUAUGGGAAAAAUAUGAUGUUUUUUUUUCUUUACAUCUUACGUUUCAUCAUACUGUAAAUAAUGUUUAUUUCCAUUAUUUUACAUUUGUUUGUCAUGGUGUGAGCAAUUAUACAUAUACAUAUACAUAUGCAUAGAUAUAUAUAUUCGUACAUAAAAAUGAGCCAAUUAUUAUUAUUACUGUCCCUGAUAAUAAUAUUUAAUUAUUUCUAUUUUUUAUAUAACUUAUUUUUAAGGAGAAAUUUAUUUGUUAGAAUAAUAGAAAAAACAAGAGUAGUUUUCAUUUUGCAUCUCAUUCAUAGCUGCUGUGUGCUGCGCAUUUGGUUUUAUCUUUUAUUUACUUGUUUUUAUUUUGGCGUUUUUAUUUUUUGCCGGUUUCUCUCCCGUUUUAUUUUACGGUUGUUUUUGUUUUCUUUGUUUCGUAUUCUUUCCCUCUAUUUUCGUGGUUUUGUUUAUAGAAUAAUAAACAAGGAAAAAAGAAAGUGGAAGCACAAUAUAAUGUGUGAAACAAAACAAAAACAUUAGAUUUAUCAUUGAUAUUGAAAUUUGUCUUUCAAUUUAAUCUUAUUUAGUUGUUUUAAUAUAAUCGAUUACUUAAAGGAGGAGGAAGAAGGUGAUAGUCUUUUAUAAUUGUUGUCUAAGUUUCCUUAAGCAGCUUAGAUUUACAAAAAAAAGAGUUCACUCUUCAUGGUGUUUUCAAAUAAGGCUUACUUCUUAUCACGUAUAAAUUAAUCGAAUCAUUUGACCACGAAUAGAAAUGGCUAUAAAGCAAAAACAAACUGUUAGAUUAUGUUUCUUUUAUCAAUCAAGUGUUGGAAAAGUUCGAAAUAAUUUCAUUCUGUGUGAUUAUGAAUAAAUUGUAAAUGUUGUUCAUUUUGUUUUCUUACGUAAUGUAUUACUGAAACACAUAAAAGCAUUCAUAUGACCUACUAAGCUUAGUCGGUUAAACAAUUUUGAUAUUUUCAUAUGUAAAUUGAUGAGUAUAGACGUGUUUAAAUAUUAGACAGCAAAGGUUGUGGGUUGUAAUAAGUUCAGAUGAAGUGCUUCAUUGAACACUGAAGUUCUUGGAAGCAGUUAUUAGUUUGUUUCAGCUGUUUUUAAUCAAAAGUCGUUUUUCUAAAUUGUCCAUCAUUAUUAAAAUUACAGAGUAAAAUUGAUUCAUUUAUUAACAGUGUAAUCACCUAGAUAAUGAUGAGAUAUUUUACGGAUUUAGUUCAGAAAUGAAUAAGCUUAUUAAGAUUUUAAAAAUGAUUGGAGUUAUGUAAAAUUAUCGUAAGAUCGAUUGGAUAUUAUAGAACCUCCACCUAAUAGAUGAUCAAGUUAUAGGACGUAUAGUCAGGCUUCCCAGUAAAUGUACUAAUAAGACUGACGAAACGCGAAGUUAGCUUUUGUUUAUCAUGCAUUAUAGCACAUACUGUUUAAUUAUUUGAAACCAUAACUCGGAUUAUUGAAUGGAAUUAAUUUACCACUUUUUUGUUUGUCUCAAAUCCAUUAGCAAGAUUAAAGCGUCCACUUUAACAGUCAUCCUCAAAUAGUGAUGGUGAUUCGUCCUAUAACUCUAUAGUCAUCUAGUAUUGUUUGUUGAUAAACAUCUAAAGUAUUUGGAUUUAGAGGUUAGUGAAUCUUUUAUAUGAAUAUUACAGACUUUCAUGUCCAGGAUUUAUAUGGAAGAAGAAUUUCACUGGACCUAAUCUGGAUGUCUUUUUGAUUGUGACGAUCAAUAAAAUCCCUUCAAGACUUCUGAAUUCCUCUGAUUAACAGAUAUUUGUCAUGAAAGUCGGAUACUUCUAUAGGCUUAACGUAGUCUAGCAGUGGAAAGACUUUUGCAUCAGUUUCCCUACUUACACCUAUCUAGAAUUAUUAAAGCUGUAUGAAUUAAGUCUCAGGGUAGUCUCUGUGAAAAUCAAAGAAUAGUGCAUCGCGAUUCACUGUUUAUUAGAAAUAAUGCACAAUCUUCAAUUUUAAUCCAUGACAUAGGUUGUUUGAGUCCUCCACUGAUGUUCAGGACUACAAUUGAUCAGUCUCCUUUGGCACGUAUGCUUCCUGCCGGGUCGCCUUGGUUUUUCUAGUAAGUCAAACAUUUUAAGAAAAGAUGGAUGGUGGCUAGCAGUG